Pipistrellus nathusii (Nathusius's pipistrelle) is the source of this 840-nucleotide messenger RNA. Lineage: Eukaryota; Metazoa; Chordata; Mammalia; Chiroptera; Vespertilionidae. The record is from the annotation of a GenBank genome assembly.
AUGUUUUCACAUCUUUGCUUCAACUGUGUCCUGUGGCUGCUACUAUUAACAAGGUCUUCGGAGGAGUCACUCACAGCCACAGUGGGUCAGAAUGCUUAUCUUCCCUGCCACUACUUUCCAACCACCUCUGAAAACCUCGUGCCUGUGUGCUGGGGCAGGGGACCCUGUCCUACGUUUCAAUGUCAGAAUACAGUGCUCAGCACUAAUGGAAGGGAAUUGAACUACCAGAGUUCUAGCAGAUAUCAGCUAAAGGGGAAAGUCCACAAAGGAGAUGUGUCCUUGACCAUAGAGAAUGUGACUUUAGCCGACAGUGGGACUUAUUGCUGCCGUAUCCAAUUCUCAGGCCCAAUGAAUGAUAAAAAAUCAAACCUGAAUUUGGACAUCAAACCAGCCAAGGUCACCCCUGCUUGGACUCCAUGGAGACCCUUCACUACAGCCUUUCCAAGGAUGUUCACCACUGAGGAACAUGGCUCAGCAGAGACACAGACUCUGGAGACCUUCCGCGAUAAAAAUCAAACACAAAUAUCCACACUGGCGGAUGAGUUACAAGACUCUGGUUACAAGACCACCAGAAUAAGUGUCUAUAUUGCAGCAGGAAUCACUGCUGGGCUGGCUCUGGUUCUUAUCUUUGGUGCUUUAAUUCUCAAAUGGUAUUCUCAUAGGAAAGAGAAGUUACAGAAUUCCAGCCUCAUCACUUUGGCCAACCGCCCUCCUCCCUCAGGGUUAGAAAAUACAAUAGCAGAGGGGAUGCGCUCAAGGGAAAACGUCUAUACAAUUGAGGAGAACCCAUAUGAAAUGGAGGACCCAUCUACUGAUUACUGCUAUGUCAUUAGUGGGUAG